AUGAAAAAUCAGCCCCGAAGAGAAGUCGAGUUGAACUUGAAUGAUAUUGUUGGUGAUCCGGGAAAACGCAAGCCAAUUGAAGAGUUCGAUGUUUCAAUUCGUGAUAGAGUACGAAGAGAGUACUUGAAUAAGGGCCCCCAAUUGGACAUAAGUAUGAAAAAAAGAAAUAUGAAAUCAUAUAAAGGAGGUCGACAAUCAGAUGAUGCUUUUACAAAGACAGGUUGUAGCAACUGGAAAAAUGCAUUAGAAAGAUCCAAUUAUCAUGUUGGAGACGUGAAUAGUUGUCAUAAUAAUGCUAGAAUUCAGUUCGAAGCUUUUCAAGAUCAAAGGAACAGUGUGGCAAGUAUAUUACGGUCAAAUACCUGUGAGAUGGAAGUUGCAUAUCGCAUUCGGUUGACAGUCUCAUUGAAUGUGACUCGAUUUCUCUUAAAGCGGGGAUUAUCUUUUCGUGGACAUGAUGAGUCAAGUAGUUCUUCAAAUCGAGGUAAUUUUCUUGAGUUGCUUCUAUGGUUUAGUGAACUUAACGAUGUUGUAUCCAAAACUUUGUUUGCAAAUUCUCCUGCUAACAAUCAAAUGAAAUCACCACGAAUUCAAAAGGAAUUAGCAAAUGCUUGUGCUUCUGAGGUCACACUUGCCAUAGUUAAUGAUAUUGGAGAUAAAGUUUUCACUCUUUUGGUUGAUGAGGCUCGAGACGUUUCAAUGAAGGAGCAAUGGGAGUUGUUUGAAGAUAUGUGA
Molecule: messenger RNA, 735 nt
Organism: Salvia splendens (bonfire salvia)
Lineage: Eukaryota; Viridiplantae; Streptophyta; Magnoliopsida; Lamiales; Lamiaceae
Product: zinc finger MYM-type protein 1-like
Exons: 2
Coding region: 1-735 (244 amino acids)
Source: RefSeq, a predicted model, not a curated record